UUAUUAUUUGGGUUGGGAUACUUUAAAGUGUAAGAGAGUAAGAUAAUACAGGUAGGAGUCUCAUUAGUUAGUGCAAAUUAAAGGAAGUUAAAAAUAAAGAAUGCCAUGUUCAAGAAAAGAAGCAGUUGUUAAGCUCUUCUACAAUGUCACAACCAUUGCAAAGUUCUUCUUUCUCUUCUUCUAUCUCUUCUCUCUCUUUGUCGCAAAGAUCUUCACUUACUUUUUCAGCAGAACAGAAGAUGAUGAUGAAUACGAAGAUGAGAUGUUAUAUGAAGACGAAGACGAAGAAGAAGAGGAAAUAACAACAACAACGGAGGUGGAAGACGAAGAAGAUGAACUAGUACAAGAGUAUAUGCGGUAUUCAUAUGUGGGUGAAGAAGAUCAUCUUGUUGCUCAUGUAGUAAAUGACGGCGAGGCCUUAGUUUUCGUUCCGAAAGAUAGCUUGCAUGAUCAUAGUAACUCCGAUGAGAGCGUAUUUCAAGAUCCUGUUGAAGUUUUUAAGGAAGAGGUGUCCUGUUUUGAGAGCUCGUCUAUUAGCUCUUCAGAAUUCGAUGGUGGUUGUAAUAAUGAUGAUAUUGUUCAGAGCAAUGCUUAUGAGGUUGAAAAUGAAGAUUAUGCAUUAGAUUACGACAAAUCCAAUUAUUUGAAUGAUCAAAUAAUCUCUGGUUUCCGAGAAGAAGAUGAGAGCAACAUCAAAAAUGACCAAAUCUACGAGGACUUUCGUCGAAAAUCUCCAAUUGAGCUUUUGAAAUAUGGCUUCGAGGAGAAUAAUAAUGAUGCCACUGAUAAUAAAAAUCAUGGAGAAAAGAGUGAAGAGAAAAUUGAAGUAGCAAAAAAGGAAGACGCGAAUUUCACAAGGGAUGACAAAUUUCUAAUAUUCGCCCCACCAAAAUCCGAUUCAAAGAAAAUGAACGUAGACAUGGAAAAAGAGAAAGAGAGGAUGUUCGAGGACACGUACACGAUUGGAUCAACCUCUAAGAGUUCCUCCGAAUGGAGAAGUUCAAUAAGGGAUUCGUGUACAGAUGAUCCCUUCUCUUCCUCGUCUAGGAGGAGCUGCCCUAAAUGGGAGUCUUAUGCCGUGUAUCAAAAAUAUGAUGAGGAGAUGAUGUUUCUCGACAGAAUUAGCGCACAAAAGCUUCAUGAAACUGAAUCAUUGAAGUCAUUCCAAGUGGAACCAAGAUCAAUAUCCCAAAGAAUUGUACACAAACUUGGUAACAAGAAGAAGCCAAGUUCAGGCGACGAAAUCUACAAGAACAACCCUUAUAAUGAACUAGAGGUUGCAUAUGUUGCUCAAAUAUGUUUAACGUGGGAGGCGCUUAACUGGAACUACGUAACCUUCAAGCGGAAGCUCGUGUCGAAAACCGAACUAGUAGACCCUGGUUGCCCGGCUUAUAUUGCACAGCAAUUCCAGCAAUUUCAAGUACUUCUUCAAAGGUACAAUGAAAAUGAGCCUUAUCAACGCGGUAAAAGGCCAGAAAUUUAUGCGCGAAUGAGGGGCCAUGCUCCUAAAUUGCUUCAAGUACCUGAAUAUCAUGAUUAUGAAGGAGAAGAAAAGGAAUUAAGUGGAGGAAGAAUAGCAUCAACAUUGUUCCUUGAGAUACUAGAAGAUUCAAUUCAAACAUUUAUGAACUUUCUUAAAGCAGAUAGAGAGAGUCAUUGUCAAGUUAUCACUUCUUUUUUUAAAAUACGUCCAAGAGGAUCAAUCGAUCCUACCGUUCUCAAAGUGUUCAAGAAAUGCAACAAAAAGAAGAAGCUGAAGCUGAAUGAAUUACAACGUUCGUGUAUAUGCUUCAAAAAGAGGAAUCUAACAAGGGAAGAAGAAAUGGAGAUUUUGAUGAGUUUAAUCGAUUUAAAAGUGGUAUCAAGAGUUUUAAGAAUGGCAGAAAUAACACAAGAACAAUUACAUUGGUGUGAAGAUAAGAUGGGCAAAAUAAGAAUUUUUGAAGGGAAGAAAUUACAAAGAGAUUCCUCCCCUCUUUUCUUUCCUGCUCAUUGACCCAAUUUAAAUAAAAUAACAUGCUUUUGCUUUGGUGACUAGACUUUGCAUCUUCAUUGAAUAUAUGAAUAUCCCUUUGGAAGUCCCAUUUGCUUUUGGGUUUAUCAUACAGGUUAUUUACCAUAAAUAAAUUAUGGGGCUGCCAAACACGUUAAACUUUUGACACAUACAUACAAAGACCUGAUCAAGUGUGGCCCGACCCAACCCGAUUUUUGUUUGGCCGGGUUUGAAAAUGCGUUUUUAUGCAUAUUUAGUUGAUUUUUUAGGUCCGACACUCCGACUCGAAAAGCCCGCACGGCCCAACCAUUUUGGACAGGUUUGGACACAAAAAUUCCGGCCCGAAAAGUGGGCAUAAUGUUUUAACUCCAACCUGGCCGGCCCGACGUUUGAUCAGGUCUACAUACAAUAUAGUAAGUUUGGAAAAGCGUUAUCUCCACUGACGUGUGUAAUUGACACACUUAUCUGUAAUCAGUACCCUAUAUAGGUGGAAAUAAAAAUCUAGUUUAACCCCUUGUACUUUCUAAAAAAAUUAUUUUUAGGGUAACGUUAUACUCUGUAUAUAGUCUUUACUAAGAAUAAGCGUUGUAUAAAUUUUCUAGUUUGGC
Chenopodium quinoa (quinoa) is the source of this 2601-nucleotide messenger RNA. RefSeq lists its product as uncharacterized. The transcript is spliced from 6 exons. Bases 101 to 1996 code for a protein of 631 amino acids. NCBI's taxonomy places the organism in Eukaryota, Viridiplantae, Streptophyta, Magnoliopsida, Caryophyllales, Amaranthaceae. The record is from RefSeq and is a predicted model, not a curated record.